ACAAAUACCUAUCAGUGCAAAAUACAAACAUAAAUCCAAACCCGGAUCAACCGCGUGUGCCUAAAAUUCAUAUUCAACGUGAGUCAGCGACUGUCGCGGAUGGCCGGCGAGCCCACAAUUGACUGACUGUGUUCGGUCAAGUACGUUCAGUAAAGCAGGUGACAACGACGACGGUGACUUCAAUGAACGAUCCACAACGGUCACUUUGCUGAGGUCACCUCAAGGAAUUUUCUCAAGUUCAAUGAGUUCGUGACAAAAGUGCGCGCCUUUAAUUGAAUAAAUCCCUUUCAUCCCUGGGGCCAUGUGUGCCAUGUGAGAAAUGAAGUAAAUAGGUUGUCGUUUAUAACGAUCAUAAUGGACGAAGUGGAAUCGAAUGCCGCUAGUCAAGCGAAUAAAAUUCUUUCGCUGUGCUGGAGUUGCGGAAAUGUGGCAGCUUCCUACUACGACGUUGACCAAAUGGAAAUCUACGCUAUUCAAAAAGUUUCAGAUCAAGCUCCGCAAUACCCAAUCAUCCGGAAUCUCAUCCGACGGUACAAGCCCAUGUUUUAUUUGGUGUCAGGAUCGAAGAAUUUCCUAGAAGAUGCCCCUGAGUUGUUAGAUUUACCGGUAGGUACAAUUCUGCAGCAUAUUGAUUCAGGGAAAAUUAUUUGCGAAGAGAAGGCUCGUUAUUGUGACUUUGGACCUAAACCGAUGAAGGCAAGUGUGGUUAAAAUUAUGGCCAUGAACUUGCCUGGGUUACCUCAACAAGCAACCGAAUCCGAACGUCGACUGUUUAUGGAAAGUGUAUUACCGUUCAAUCAAGAUUUGUUAAUUCACUCCGUUGGAUGUCUGUUGAAGUUGUUGGAUGGGCUAGCGUCUGAGAACGAAAGCCUAAUGGUAUCAAAAAUAAACGUUUUGGCCCCAGAAUCCCUACUAGUCAUUGAUGAGUUGACUUGUCAAGCCUUACAGAUUUUUGAUUCAAGACUUCAUCCCUCAGGGUUCAAACGAAACAUGGAAUCCAGCACGUGCUCCUUGUUCAAUCUGUUCAACAGAUGUUCGUCCAAAAUUGGAAAGAUAGAACUUAAUAACAUAAUGCAGCAACCUAUCAGAGAUUUGCCGGAAUUGGAAAAACGACUCGAUAUAGUGCAGUGGCUGGCCAAUCCUCAAAAUACCAGGUUUGUCGAUGAAAUGAAAAACUACAUUUCAAACUUAAACAGAAUACAGCCACUGUAUAAGAAAAUUUCCUCGAAAAGAGCAAAAAAUAACGAUUGGAAAUCUAUGAAGAAAAAUAUUUACUACGUGUAUCUGCUUUGCAAGCUGUGUAUCACAGUUAGGGAACCAUCCAUUGACGGAACUGCCAUUGCAGUACUGGCUGAAUUUGUUUCUCAGCCGGGUAAUACCCUGAAGCAACUGCUUUUCACUUUGGAUGAAGUUCUUGAUUUAGAGCGCGGAGAUCAAGGCAAUAAAUUUACCGUCAAACCAGGAAUUGACCACGAAUUGGAUGGUCUUAGAGCCCAGGUGGACGAAACGCAAACGGCUUUGUUGGAAACCUCCCGGUUGGAGAUAGAGAAUCUGCCAAUCGAUGCGGAUGAUGUUUUUGUAACUUUUCUGCCAGGAUACGGAUUUGUUUUCAGCACUACACGAGGCAAUGAAAUGCCAUCUAUAUCAACCGAUGACAGCACGUCAAUGAACGUUGUGCAUCAAUCUGAUACGACCGUUUACUUUCAGAAUGAUUUGUGCAGACAACUUAAUGCGAAAUUUGGAGGUUUAUUAGCAUCCAUAAGUGACCAUGAGCAGGUUAUCCUUGAAAAACUAAUCACAUAUAUUGAUCGAAUAAUUGCUGAACUAAUAGACAUCUUCAACGUAACUGCCAGACUUGAUACGUUUUUAGCAUUUGCCUCUGUUGCAGUGACACAGGAAUUCUCCCGUCCUGUGCUUUGCGAUCAAAAAAUUCUUCAAAUAAAGCAAGGUAGACAUCCUCUCCUAGAGCAGCAUAAGCCUUACCAUCCGAACGAUACCGAUCUCAGCACCACCAAUAAUUGUUUUGUCAAGAUUCUUGCAUCUGCUGAACCCUCCGGAAAGACCAUCUACCUCAAGGAGUUAGCUUUGAUCUGCUAUUUGGCACACAUUGGAUCAUUCGUGCCCGCACAAGCCGCUGUUAUAGGAUUGUUGGACUCAAUUUACUCACGUCUCGAUUUUCCGGAAUCAGUUUUCAGUGGGAAGUCUUCAUUCAUGGGUGAACUAUACCAAAUGUCUAACAUUCUGUCCAAUACAACUGCUCGCUCUAUGGUUCUAAUAGACGAAUUCGGAAAAGGAACAACCUAUUCAGAGGGUAAAUCUCUCAUGAUAUCCAGCAUAGAACACUUGCUUCAAAAAGAUGUAGACGUUCCCAUCACAAUCGUAGCGACUCAGUUCACGGCCUUAUCCAACUACCUUCAUGAGCACCGUUACCUUCGAAUCUAUACUUCUCAUCGCAAAGUCAUGUCCUCACGUCAUGAUGAAUCCUUAACAGGCCCUGACAACCACCACCAAGAAAUCGUCACUUCGGUUAUCCAAUCACUAACCCUGACCCUGACGAAGAAAUAUCUAGCAAACGAACGGGUCGAUCCUAGCUUAGUCAAUCACCUGUACCGAUCCGUUCCCAUCACUCAAGCCCACCUCCGGCGGUGAAGGUCAGCAAACACCGGCUUGUUUGUCUAGUAGAACGUUGGAUGAAUCUCAAUUCAGUGCGGUAGUGUCCCGGAAGGCGCGGGAAGCCGAAUUGUAAUGACGACUUUACCGAAAAAAUGUACCUACUCACUCACUCGCUCAUUGACUUAUUUAUCUUUCAUUACACUCCGUUAGACCGACAGUUUGAUUUCCAGCUUUAUUAUUAAUGCUUCCAAUCACAUACCUGCACACCAGCCAAAGCUCUUGGGACGAUGAGUGCGAGACUAUUUAUCUAUAGCUACCACAAACUAUUCUGGGAAUGCAGUAGUGACAAUAAACAUAGUCUUUGCGGUAA
Molecule: messenger RNA, 2983 nt
Organism: Armigeres subalbatus
Lineage: Eukaryota; Metazoa; Arthropoda; Insecta; Diptera; Culicidae
Product: mutS protein homolog 5-like
Exons: 3
Coding region: 355-2649 (764 amino acids)
Biological process (GO): mismatch repair; chiasma assembly
Cellular component (GO): nucleus
Molecular function (GO): ATP-dependent DNA damage sensor activity; ATP binding; mismatched DNA binding
Source: RefSeq, a predicted model, not a curated record